Messenger RNA from Ceraceosorus bombacis, 2815 nucleotides. Lineage: Eukaryota; Fungi; Basidiomycota; Exobasidiomycetes; Ceraceosorales; Ceraceosoraceae. The record is from the annotation of a GenBank genome assembly.
AUGUCGUACCCAUCUUCUUCCCGCCGUGGGCCGGCUGGUCCUCAACACCUCAGUGUCCGCGACCCGCGGGCACAACCUCGCUCAUUCACACCAUCCGACGAUCCGUACGUGUUCGACUCUCCAAUUCCACCAGAGGACGGUGCGCAUACACCCAUUCGUCACGAUGGCUCGCACGCGCCCAACGGAUACGCUACACCUAAUUCUGGCGUGUCCGAAGACUUCAAUGUCGAUGAUCCCGCGCCCACACCAUACACUCCCUACAACCUGAACAACACUCGAGCUCGCAACUCAAAUGCCACGCUCGUAUCCACCGCGAGUCAGGACUUCUUUGGCAUGGAGACCGCUAUGCAGGAGCACCCGGACCGCAGGCCAAACUCCAGAAAUGCGGGCAGAGAUUCGCGGCUGGGACGCUUCGGCGGAGUGUUCUCACCGACUGCUGCGAUGUGGGAAGCUGGUGCGAAUCGCGACCGGUACAAUCGACUCAGUCGGCAACUCAACUCGGCAAUCUCGCACGCGCCAGCGAUCCCCAAUGUUCGUCUCAACACCCUGGACAAGGUGUCCGAGGAGAAGCGCAUCGCUAACCCCGAGACGGAGCAGAAGAAGAAGCCUCUGCGAACCAAGAAAACGAAGCGUUUCUGGCUCAUCUUCGCCGCGCUGAUGGCCGUGACUUGCUUGACCGGUGAGCAUCAAGAUGCUGCAUGACAUGCGCUCGACGUAGUGUAGACAUUCUGACCGUGAUCCUACCCUUCUCUGCUCAGCUAUCGACAUGUCCAUCAUCAGCACUUCCUUGCCGACCAUCGUCGCGCAGCUUCCACAGUCCAGAAUUCCAGCAACCUGGAUCACGUCUGCUUUCUUGUUGACAACGACCGCAUUCCAACCUUUCAUGGGUGGUCUCGCGGAUGUCGUCGGCCGUAGAAACUCUCUCGUCACUGCUGUGGUGCUCUUUCUGGUCGGAUCACUGAUUUGCGCUCUCGCCAAAGACAUGCUUACCCUCGUCGCGGGCCGUGGCGUUCAAGGUGUUGGCGGUGGCGGUGUUCAGGCAAUCGCAGAAAUCGUUCUCUCCGACUUGACUACCCUUCGAGAACGUGGUCUGUACGUUGGUCUCAUUUCACUCGUUUUUGCCGUCUCGACCUUUAUCGCUCCGGUCCUCGGAGGUGUCUUCUCCGAGACCGACUGGCGAUGGAUUUUCUGGAUGAAUCUGCCUCUUGGUGGAGUGGUACUAGCUAUGAUCAUCCCGACAAUGAAGCUGCACACUCCUCCGAUGCCUUGGAAAGAGAAGCUCCACCGUAUGGACAUCCCUGCCAACUUGGUACUCUUUGGCUCGGUCAUAGCACUUCUCAUCGCCAUCACGGAAGGUGGCGUGGAGCAUCCUUGGGGCUCGGCUAGGAUCAUCGCACCUCUUGUUGCCGGCAGCGUCGGUAUUGCAAUCUGGCUCGCCCUGGAGUUCAUCCCCAACCGUUUCGCUCCCGAUCCCGUCCUGCCUCUGCGUCUAUUCACCAACAUCACCGCUGGAACUUGCUUCUUCAUGACGUUCAUGCACGGCAUCGUGACUUACGGUGCAACGUACAUCCUGCCAGUCUACUUCCAGUCCAUCAAGGGUGCCAACCCUCUUCGGUCAGCCAUCGACAUCUUCCCAUCAACUGCUCCGGGACCGAUUGCUGCCAUCAUCGCUGGUAUCGUGAUGGCUGUCACGGGCAAGUACAAAAUCCAGAUCGCCUUCUGGUGGGCCACCAUCCUCAUUGGUGUCGGGCUUAUCCUCCACUGGGACGUCGACACUCCCGUUUACGAGUGGGUCAUUAUUCAGCUGGUUCCCGGCUUCGGUGUCGGCGCCCUUUACGCUCUCACUCUACCGCCGAUCCAGUCGUCCUUGCCCGUGGUCGAGUUAGCGCAUGCGACCGCUACAUUUGCAUUCUGCCGCAGUCUCGGGUCCGUCUUUGGAAUCGCGUUCACGACCACUAUCUUUGUGGCGCAGGUCGACCCGAAGCUCGCUGCCAUUCCAGGUGCAGCUGAAGCAGGCCUGCGAGGUAGCACCGCCCUUGGGUUCGCGACGGAGUUGCACCGUCUGCCCGCUGAGCUGCAGCCACCAGUAAUCGACGCUUUCAUGUCCGCCCUCCGUUCGGCUUUCUUGCUCCUCGUGCCGUGUGCGGCCAUCGGCCUCAUCGCUUCGUUCUUCGUCAAGGAACUGCCGCUUCCAGACUUUAACGAAUCGGACUUUGGUAUCAACGAUGGCACCAACCCAAACGCAGUGUUGGCCAACGCGGAGGUCGCUCAUCAAGCCGAAGAGGGUCUUGUCACGGUCGAAAAGCUGCCCAAAGCACCUGAGCGCUCGCUUUCCAAGAGAUCGCAGCCGCCACCUUCGGACAGCCCGUACAGCCCUUACAGCUCCAGCGGCAAAUUUGGUAGAAGCCCCUCGUUCGAUCACGGUAGCAGCUCCUCCCCCGACACCAGCUCGCCUACCGGCUAUCCCAAAGGCACAGAGCGACGCAUGUCUACGAGCGAAGCAUACAAGAAAGCUCAAGCGGCUCUGGCCCACGCUCAGCCGCCAAAGCCUCGUCACGUUCGUCGUCGUUCCAGCAGACUGAGUCUGUACGGUGACGAUGAGAACGAAAAGGAAGCGCAUCACGCCCUUGCAAGCUUGCGCGACGUGGACCGCGCUCGCAAAGAAGCUGCGCGUCAAAGCGUUAGGAAUCCAGAUGGCACUUGGCUCGGCACGGUGCAAAGCGACCCUGCUGGCACCGGGGCCGCUGGCUUUGGCGACUUCGACUAUAGCGUUGAUGACGACGACGACUAUGACUGGAGGCAGGGUCGCCGCUAA